UCCACCCACCGCCCUCCAUGGGCCGGCGCUGCCGGCGCUGAGCGCCGGGAGGCAGCGCCCGGCUGCCGCGAUGAGCGGCGGGGAGGUGGUUUGCUCGGGCUGGCUCCGAAAGUCACCGCCGGAGAAGAAGUUAAGGAGAUACGCAUGGAAGAAACGCUGGUUCGUCCUGCGCAGUGGUCGGAUGAGUGGUGACCCUGAUGUUCUGGAGUACUACAAAAACGACCACUCCAAGAAACCUUUGCGUGUGAUCAACCUCAAUUUCUGUGAGCAAGUGGAUGCAGGCCUGACCUUCAACAAGAAGGAGCUGCAAGACAGCUACAUCUUUGACAUCAAGACCAGUGACAGGACCUUCUACCUGGUGGCUGAGACUGAGGACGACAUGAACAAAUGGGUUCGCAGCAUCUGCCAGAUCUGUGGCUUCAACCAGUCUGAGGAGAACACAGACACCCUGAGGACCAUUGCCUCCAUGAACCAUGCACCACGGUCCUCCCCAGCAGAGCUCAGCGGCGCCAGCCACCACCUGCUACGAGAGCGCAAGUCCUCAGCACCAUCCCACUCCAGCCAGCCCACCCUCUUCACCUUUGAUUCACCUGCCGGCCACCUCCAGAGCACCCUGUCUGCCAGUGCCCCCCAGGACUACCUUUUCCUCCACCAGUGUAUGAGCAGAAAGUCAGAAAAUGCAAGGAGCGCCAGUUUCUCCCAAGCUACUAGAUCCGCCUUCUUCAUGCGGAGCGACACGGCGGUCCAGAAGCUGGCACAGGGCAAUGGUCACUGUGUGAACGGGGUCAGUGGGCAGCUCCAUGGCUUUUACAGCCUGCCAAAGCCCAUCAGGCACAACUCGGAGUUCAGGGACAGUGCGUACGACCUCCCGCGCUCCUUCGGUUCCUACACCCACCCCAAGUCCAGCCUCACCAGCUCCGAAACGGAUAAUGAGGAGGUCUACACCUACAAGACUCCCAACAACACCCUGUGCAAGGAGUUUGGGGAGCUCUCCACGGACUCCUACGACAUCCCUGCCACCCCACUCUCCAUCUACCAGAUCCCCAGGACAUUUACACUGGACAAGAACCACAACGCUCUGGCUGUGGCCGCCAGCGACUCACCUGCUGCGCCGCCCCCUCGACCUCCAAAACCUGGGCAGACAGAGCCAAGGUGGGGCAGCCCACCCCAGAGGCCCCAGCCUGGUGAAAACUCAGGUCUGGGCCCCAUGGCAGCCACCAUUCCCCGGAGAAACACGCUGCCAGCAGUGGAGAACAGCAGGCUGCACCGAGCUUCUUCUUGCGAGACGUACGAAUACCCCCAGCACGGGGGAGGCAGCAACGUGCAGUCGGUCGAGUCGAUGAACGACGGGUACAACUCCUACCUGCAAGCCAAGGCAGCGGUGGCCCGCACCCACAGCACCGACUCCGAGGACAACUACGUCCCCAUGAACCCCGGUUCCUCACCCCUGAUCCACGCCGAGAAGGCCAACGACAAUGCCCAAAAUCUCUACAUCCCCAUGAGCCCUGGGCCGCAUCACUUUGACCUGGUGGGGUUGUCCUCAGCCACCCUCCCCGUGCACAAAGGAGGAGCCAUGGCCCAGUGCCACAGACGGUUGAGUGAAAUCCAACCCCCACCAGUCAACCGCAACCUCAAACCCGACCGGAAAGCAAAGCCAUCACCUCUGGACCUGAGGAACAACACUGUUAUCGAUGAGCUUCCCUUCAAAUCACCAGUCACGAAAUCCUGGUCCAGGCCAACCCAGACCUUCAACGCCGGCUCUCUGCAAUACUGUCGCCCUGUCUCCUCCCAGAGCAUCACCAGCACUGACUCAGGAGACAGCGAGGAGAACUACGUGGCAAUGCAAAACCCCAUUUCUGCUUCUCCUGUUCCUAGUGGCACCAACAGCCCAGCACCUAAAAAGAGUUCGGGGAGUGUGGAUUAUCUGGCCCUGGACUUCCAGCCAAGCUCACCAGGGCCACAUAGAAAGCCCUCCACCUCGUCGGUUGCCUCAGAUGAGAAGGUGGAUUAUGUGCAAGUGGACAAGGAGAAGACCCAGGCUCUGCAGAGCACCAUGCAGGAGUGGACCGAUGUGCGGCAGUCGUCGGAGCCCGCCAAGAGCACGAAGCAGUAGCGCCUGGGGCAAGCAGUGAAACAGGCAGAUGUCCUGGUGGUUGUUGUCCCCAGCUGGGGCCUGCUGGGCUGCCAGCUCCACUUGGGCUGGAUCUCUUAAGACUCGACUGCAGAGUGGAGGGGGUCUUCAUUUUUUUUAUAUUUUUUUUUUCUUUUAAGACAAAAGGAAACUUAAUUUCAGGGGAAGACUUGGCGGAUACUGUUUGCCAGUGAUAGAGACCAGAUGUGUUUGGUGGCAAGGACUGUGCUUUAGCUGCUGGAUGCACUAUCCAGGAGCUUGAACUUAGCAAUACCAGUUUUCACCCUACACAUCUUUUGCUUACAGCUAUUAAAGCCACCGUCUACGUGCUAGCACUGCAUCAUCUCUCCCCGUCUUCUUCCAUGCCAUCCUCCCAAACCAUGCCAUCCACCUUUGCAGCAUCUCUCAUAGGACAUCAUCCCCAGCUCUGAUCCCCCAUUCCUUAUGGUUGCCCUCUUCUCUGCCUCCUCCCAAUCCCAGAACUGAGCAAGGGCCAUUCCUUGUGAAAUCAUUGUUCCAUCUCUUGUAAAUAAUGUGUUCAAAACCUCUGAGAGCUAUUCUCCUCCUGAUGGAGGAGACAGCCUCCAUGGGUUUGGUUGUGGUUGUUCACCUUCAGGAGCCUGAAAAGCAUCCAGAAUGUCCCACUGAGCUGACUUUGAAGCCCAGGACUUGUCCCAUCAUACACACACAUAAUAUGGCAGCACAUGCUCACACACAUACAUGCAUGCAUGAAACAGCAAAGUUUGUUGGGGUGUCUUCUUCUGUUUAUGCUCUCCAGCAUCUCUCAAAGUCAGUGGGCUGGAGAGAUUGGCUUUGGAGGGCAGAAUUUAAGCCCUGACCCAUGGCCUAUCUGAAACCAAUUGCCUUUGUAUCUGGCCCUAAGAACCAAAAUCUGCCCUUUGUGUCACCAAAAGAAGCCUAUGAAGUAAAAGUUCUACCUCUGUGGCCAUCAUGGGAAACUCUAUGGUUGAGUAUGAGGAGCACAGGGAGGCUCUGGAGACCCUGUGUAUCUGGACUGGCAUGAGGAUGAGUGACAAGGAGGGGGUGGGAGGCUGUUGCGAGGACUGGGAGAAGGCAGAGGCUGGACUGCAGAGGAUGGUCUUGGGUGAGGAGGUCUGGUGGAGUGUAUUUUGGAGGAAAGGAGUAGAGUAAUUUAAAUGUUGGUUGAUAUGAGGCCUUAGGCUUGGGAAGAGGCCAGUCAGGAAAGUGAGAGCAAGGUGUUUCAGUAUUAGCUUUGAUGUAGCAUUAUGGUAGGUUUGUGGUGGGUGCAAAGGGUUGGACUAGAUAUGUUUUCCCAAUCUUCAGCAAUGAUUCUUCAACCCAGAAAUGGGGCUGGUUGAUGUUAGUGACCCUAGGCUCUAAUUAUGGGUGGGAGUCUGCUAUUGCCCCUCGCCAGCAUCCUUGGCACAUCCAGGCUUGGAGAUGGCUUCCCAGGCAGAUGCUGGGCGCAGAGAGCUGAAAAGGAUGAGACAGUUUACUGCAGAGAUAAUAAUUCAUGAUCUCAUGAAAACAGGAAGGACUGAUGAUUGCCAUGGAGCAGCCUGAUUGCCAGACAGCAAGUGUUGACACAAAUAAACAGGCCAACCACAAUCCCAGAGCCAAACGAAGGAGACAUUAGAAAGAUUAGGUAAUAAUGUUUAUGAGGUGUCCCUGCCCAUGCAGGGGGGCUGGAACUAGAUGAUCUUUAAGGUCCCUUCCAGCACAAACCAUUCUGUGAUUAAAUAGCUGAAGCUUUUCUUUCUGCAAGCUGAAGCCCUCCCAGUGCCACGGGCUCUUGUGCCCCACCAACACCACCAAGCUGCAUUGAUUACUGAUGCUUAAGCCUUAACACAUUUGUUUAAGAUUGGUCUGAGUUUGGAAAGGGCCAGAAGUGACCCACCCAGGGAUAGGAUACCAGUCCCCUAAGGGCUGCCUGCUGGUAAAAUAAGUCUUGAACUUCCAACACCAGUUUAUAUUUUCUUUUCACGUGCCAUGAAAGGGAAAGAUAUUAAUGGAAAAGCUCUGACGACCCUUUUAAGACACUGAAGUGUUGGCCUUUUACAGAAAUAAUGAAGAAAGAUCCCAGUGCUCAUGGGAAAGCAAAUAAUGAUCUAGGAUUUGAAAUAAAUUUUUAAAAAAAUACCCAAAAUGGGAAAUUUAGCACAGCCAGAUGCUUUUUGAAGGCUGGGGAGUGUGUUACAGCCUGUUUCUUGUUGGGGGCCUGCAGGCUUGCAUGGUGAGCUAAUAAAAUGAAGAGCAGAGUACAGUGCUUUAUAUUUCUAUAGCCCCUUUCAUCACUGCCUCUCAGGGGAGACUAAACAUUGGGCCUGAUCCAGAGCCCACUGAAGUGUGUGUCAGUGUGUGCUCAAGUGGCUGGGACCAAGCUCCCCAUCCUCAAUGAAAUUGAGAGAGAAGGAUGAUGGGACAUGCUGGUUGUAUUUCCCUGCCAAAAUUGUGCUGUUCUCCUCUAGCAUUAAAACGUAGUCACUUCUGGGGUGGAUUGCAGCAGUAGUUUGGGGAAUGGCUCCUCAUGCUGCUUUGGGUCUCUCUCCAUAAAACAGUGCAACUACUCUCGAGACAAAACUGAGCCCAGCUCCAGGCUAAACAAAUCUUGAACAGGACCAAAAGCCAGGGGAAAUCAAGUGAUAGCCUAUACUCAGAUUGAGUCUUUUUCUCCACCUGGGAGAUGGGGAGCUCAACAAGUCCCAAAGGUGUCUUGGAAGUGGGUAGGAGAGAGGAAGGCAGCAGCAGGAGUAAUUUCUGAUGGUUCAGUGGUUUGAGAGCCAACACAAGGGGUUGGGAUGUGUUUUGCUGAGUGGGUGCCCUGUGCUUCUGUGCUGGGACUAGGUGCACGCAGUGCCCACUAUCACAUUUAACCCAAAGCACUAGUUAAGACUAGAAAAGCCCUUCAUGGUAGUGGAGAAGCUAGUCCUUUUUCUCCAUGUCCCACAAAGGUCUGUAUUUGUCCAUGGAGCAGGCAGUAACAUGGGACAGCUCAUUCCCCUGGGUCACCUCCCUAUUUAGAUGAUUUGUUGUCAUGAGUGUUCCACUCACUCUCCCUUUGCAUUUGUCAGACCAAGGACUAAAACAGUUUCAGAAGUAGCUGUUUUCCAGCUGCUGGUUCCUGGUCCCUCUCUUUGCAGUGAGGCCUGUGUUUUCCCAGAAAAAAAAAAAAAAAAAAAGAGAGAUUCUUCCAUUUUUUUUCCUGCUAAGCCCCAAGAAAACGGCUCCUCCAAACGAGGUAGCAGCCCACAGACUCUAUGCAUUGCCUUAUAGACAUGACUAUAUCAACUCCCCUGAAAGCAGUUAAGUAAUCAAUGGCUGCAGUGGAAAUAGUCAUUCCUGGUGGUUGCCAAGCUGAUUACAGCAGUCCCUGAUGAUUAAUGUUUGUGCAGUAUUUAGUCUUAAACCAUAUUGAAAAGCAGCUGCUUUAAUUACACCGACUGCCAAGAACUUUGUCCUGGAGGCACUGAUUUUAUCACAUCCACUCUAUGCUUGGAUGCUCAAGUAUGACUGACUUUUGUUAGAAAUAGGAAUUUUAGGAAGCUGAGAACAUUGCAAAUUAUUCAUUUUAAUUGCAAUUGAAGUGGCUUGAGUCUUCAUGUCAGAGCCUGCUCUUCAGCUCUAUGGUCUCAUUUAAGGAAAGGGAUGUGCUUGCAUGUGUGUGUGUGCUCAUGGAGAAGGGUUGUCUGAGAGACAAGCAGCAUGAGAUGAAUAUUUAGUUUUAUGAAGAACCAGGGCUGUGGCUCAAAGCUCUCCCUGAGCUUUAAAAUGACUAAGCUGGUGGGUUAAAAGGCAGAAGUCUCCAAAAGUGUGUAGCCCUUGUUGUGAGUGUGUGACUGCUCCUCAUGGUUCCUCCAUCUGGUGAGAUGUGUGACCUGCUUUGCAGUUUAUUUGCUCUGAACUGACACUUGAGUGUGCAGUGGGAAAUACAUUUCCAGCUCUAGAUAGAUACCUGGCUUAGGCUUAGUCUCAAGCUGGACAGAGAAAAUACAUGUGAGUGAAGAUUGUGCCAGGGCAAAGCUGAAUGCCUGGCAGAAGAGGCCAAAUCUGGAGCCAGAACCAAAAGGUAGCUAAGGGCAUGGGGGCUACCUGGGAUGGAUUUUGACCCAGGGCCACCAGCCACUGACAAGGGUGAUGUGUAGGGGAACAUGAGGUGGGGAAGAAAGAAGGCAGAGGAGCUUGCCAACAAGAUUUGAGUCUCGAUCCUCAUCAUGUGCUCCUGUGGCAUGAGCCUUAAGUCAGAGAUUGGUGGGUUGUGGAGUGGGUUUUUGCUCAGUAAAAGCCAUGCAUUGAUGGGACAGGAGCUCCCAUCACUCUCAGGGCUUACCCAGGGCACUUCACCCUCCUGGGGGUCAUCCUGCCUGACAACAUGAUGCCUUGACACUCUGGCUUUGAGGAAACCCUGGUCAAUGCACCCAGCUCUGAGCUGGGCAGGAGAAGCCCUACUAGAAAUAUGGUGGGGAAUUGGACAUGCUGGGAGACACCUUGCUCUGGGGCUCCAUGAACUGAUUAUGGGGCAGCAGUGCUAUGGCUUCACAGGGUUGUCCUGUGAGGUGUCACCUCUGUCCUCAGAGUUUUCAAAACCAGGCUGGAUCAACCCCAUAGCUGACCCUACUUGGAGCAGGGGGUGUGACUAGAGGCAUCUCUAGAGACCUUGUGCUGCUGGGGCUGAGCAGCAACUCAUCCAUGUGAGGGAAGGGGACAAAGGUAUUGUCUGGAGCCCUAUAGAAGCCAAGUAGCAAGGCACAUCUCAACCUCUAAAGCCAUACCCCACAGUGAGGGGACCUAAUCUACACUGGGGUCCUCCCUUGCACCUCAGAGAGGGCUGUCUGGCCUACAUCACGUCCUCCAGGACAUGGACACGUAGUCCAAGCAACUGGGGCACAGCUUGAACCUCUCAAUUUAUUAGGAUAGACAUUGACCUAGAGCUCUCUCCAGCCCCACAGCAGCCUCUACACCCUGGCAUCCCAAUCUCUUGAGCAUACCAGGAAGAGCUGGCUUGCUUUGGCCACCCAUUGAACAUGGCUCCUUGGAAGGGGCAGAGACAUGUCCAGGUCUCAUGUAGUAGUGAGCUUUGGUAGGAAGUUGUUUAAAUAGCUCCUACGUCCUGCCUGAUCUUCCUGGCCUAGGAGGAGAAUAAGAAGAUGGUUUUCUGAAGUAAUUCUUGCAUUGAGUUGAUGUUUUCCCAACUGGUGAUGUUGCUAUUCCAUGUAUAAGCUGACACUCAGCCACACUGUGUGUCCCAUUGGAGGGAUGUUGUCUGGAUGAGAUGGGUGCAGUGGGGCUGUGCCUAUGGAGAAGUCCUACUUGUAACAGGAAGGGCAAAGAGCAGAGUCUAGCCCCAACCCCACCCAGAGGACAUGCAUGGCCACCAAAGGGGUAUCAAGAAAAUCAGAGGGACCAUCAAAUCACAAAGGCCAAGAAACCAGCUUAGAGCCCCUGAUGAGUCCAUGUGCCUUCUCUGCCCAGAAAGAACCAAUCUGCCCAUGUGUAUACAAUGACCUUGCAAUGGUUAAAGAGGCUCUUGCAGGUAGAGAUGUGCACCCUUUGGUCAUGAUGUUUAACUUGGCCUGGAGCAGUUCAUCCCUCCAUCAGCUUGUCCUUGGUGGCUCAUCCUUGUAGUCACAAUUUGCAGCUCCUAGAGUUGUACUGUUAAUCAGGUUGCUACUUCAGUGGCUGCUCUCCACAAAAGUUGUUAUCUAGCAAGGUUUCACCAAACAUCUCUCCCUCCACCAACCCAUGGCCAGACAGUCCUGGCCCAUGGUGCCCAAAUUUUAACACCAGUCAGCAAUGUCUGGUGUAGAAGCUGAGCUGCAUGGCUCCAUCUCUUGAGCCAAAAGAGCUUCUCAAUAGACUUCCUUCCAAUCAGUACUCUUAAUUUUUUAUGUGGCCAACACUAACAUGUAAAAGGUUCAUUUAUAGGCCAGUGGGUUGACUAUAUAGGAGAGGUUUUCUCCAAGACCAGGAGAUAAGAAAUCAUCAUUUUUAUUGUCAUUCUUUGGGUAACACCACACUUUAUCAUCAGGUGGGAUGAGGGGGUUCAUUUGAACUCUGUAUCCUGCUUUUUCUCCAGCUUGUAAAAUGAAGAUUUUUAGCACUUAUUUCCCCACCUCACAGAUGCAUCAUGAGGUGUAAUUAAUUGGCAUCUAAUAAUGCCAAGAGCUGUUUGGAGUCCACAUGCAAUGGCCAGGCAUCAUGUGGUGCUACCCUGCUUUCAUGCCCAACAUCACACCCAACAAUGCACAUCCCACUCUGCCAAACUCUUUGAAAACCCCUCAUCCUUCAUGAUGAGGGGCGAAAAACCUGGCAGGACCUUCUCCUGAGAAGGC
This is a messenger RNA of Apus apus (common swift), 8442 nucleotides long. It is a transcript of the gene GAB2, whose product is annotated as GRB2 associated binding protein 2. Bases 71 to 2113 code for a protein of 680 amino acids. The transcript has 10 exons. The record is from RefSeq and is a predicted model, not a curated record. Lineage: Eukaryota; Metazoa; Chordata; Aves; Apodiformes; Apodidae.